This is a messenger RNA of Pocillopora damicornis (cauliflower coral), 2757 nucleotides long. Its product is annotated as inactive tyrosine-protein kinase transmembrane receptor ROR1. Gene Ontology annotation, molecular function: ATP binding; Wnt-protein binding; transmembrane receptor protein tyrosine kinase activity. Gene Ontology annotation, biological process: multicellular organism development; positive regulation of kinase activity; cell surface receptor protein tyrosine kinase signaling pathway. Gene Ontology annotation, cellular component: signaling receptor complex; plasma membrane. The record is from RefSeq and is a predicted model, not a curated record. NCBI's taxonomy places the organism in Eukaryota, Metazoa, Cnidaria, Anthozoa, Scleractinia, Pocilloporidae.
GCUACAGAUCACAUGCGCCUCUUUGUUUCGGCAAAAUUCGGUGGAUAUGAAGGCGGGUUGAUGCGUUUUGAGAGUCGUACAUAUAAUGGCUAUGCCUUGAAGCGAAAACGAGAUGCGAUUUCCAGCGUCUAAAUAUCUCUUUUGGGGAUUUUGUCUAUGGAUUUUGUCUGGGAAUUUUCUUUCGGGAUUCCAACACAAGCGAUCGCUUGAUUCUUCGAGCUCACAUUUGUCAAAUGACACAGGAUUAUGCUCAGACUGUAAAGCACCAGAAUUUGACAAGCCCCUGCAGAAUAGAACAGUAGUUAAAGGAAAAAAGGUGUUGCUUAAAUGCUAUGCAAGUGGCAAUCCUAAGCCAGAGGUGACAUGGUACAGGAAUGGCAAAGCAAUAAGAAACAAAAGCGGCCCAUUUUCCAUCAUUGAAAGAAAUGGAAGCUUUAGGCUAAAGAUUCGUAUGGUGGAGUUAAGUGAUGCUGGUUGGUACAUCUGUGUGGCAAACAACUCAUUUGGGAGAGCACAGACACAAGCAUAUCUCACUGUGAAUAGUGUGAACCCAAAGUCGACUCCACACAAACCAACCCUUGAAAACACACCUUCAUCUUCUGCUCCUCUUGCUUCCACUACUCAAGGUACAUCUACCGAACACUCACAGCAAGCUAAUCCUGGAUACCGCGAAGGAGAUGAGGGACAGGACAAGCCAUCAACAACAACAUCUGGUGAUUUGGAUAUACCUACACCUCCAUCUCUUUCAGAAAAUGGUUCCUGUGUCAUCUACAAUGGCACAAUUUGUGAAAAACUAUUGAAAGGACAGCCCAUCUUUGUCAGAAGUUAUGAAAAACUAGAAAACAUUGAGACAAAAAUCAGCAUUGCCUACAGCAGAAUACAGGAUUAUAAAAAGAUCAGCAAGCAGUGUAGGCCAUUUGUACAACCUUUACUGUGCCAUUUCAAUUUUCCCAGCUGCGACAAGACCUCUUCUGUUCCAACUCCUCGUCAUAUUUGUUAUGAAAAAUGUGAAUUAUUGCGCACUGAUAUUUGUAAAAAUGAGUACUUGGAGGCUAGAAAAGCAUCACUGCAGGGAGUCCUUCUUCCAGAAUGUUCAACAUUGCCUCAUAAAGAUUCAAAGCAGGGAAAGAACUGUAUAUCUAAAUUGAAGGGCAAUGCUCAGAGAAAUACAAAGCCAGUAGUAGGAAAGAAUGCUACACCAAUGAAUGCAUGCUAUAAAGACAGAGGAGAAGAUUUCCGUGCAAAUGUUAGUGUUACAGAAAAAGGCCUGAAAUGUCAGCACUGGAAUGCUACCAAACCUCAUCAUCACAUUUUGUCGCCAACAGAAUACCCUGAGCUUGCAGGAGGACACAACUUUUGUCGAAAUCCUGGAGGGAAAAAGGAGAAACCAUGGUGUUUUACUACUGAUGUUGACUUUAAGUUUGAUUACUGUGAUAUUCCAAGUUGUGAUAAAACAUCCACUACUCCACCAUCUAUACAGAUUGUAAGCAUCUUGUACACUGUUAUUCCAUGUCUGUUGUUUGCCAUCAUCUUUUCGUUAGUGGUGAUCUUCAUUUGCUGGAGAUAUCAUAAGCAGAUCAUCUACCAAGCUGCUCAGACAGCUGCCACUCCACUUGUACCUGUUGUGGGCAAAUCAUCAUAUCCAAAGAUCAAAGAGAUGCGUAGAGAGACUGUAAGAUUCAUAAAAGAUGUAGGUGAAGGAGAAUUUGGCAAACUGUACAAAGGUGAAGUUUUGGAGAAGGUUGAAGGAAUCCAGACAAGAGCUAUCUUAGCAAAAGUACUCCGAAACAGCUCAUCUGCAAGGAACCGGGAAACCUUCUUGCGCCAAGCAGAGACUUGGUCAAAAUUUAGUCAUCCAAAUGUUAUCAGCAUUGUGGGAAUGUGUUACAAUGGGCCUCCCACAUGUAUACUGUAUGAGUGCGUAGAGUAUGGCACAUUACAUGACUACCUGGUGGAGAACUCGCCUCUAGAGGGAGCUGUGGAUGAUGACGAAGAUCCUGAGCCUCUUAAUUAUUAUGAUCAACUGCAGAUUGCUAUUCAAAUUGCUGCUGGAAUGAAUUAUGUAUCCCAACAUAAUUAUAUCCAUGGAGAUUUAGCAGCUCGCAACUGUAUGGUGGGGCCUCGUAUGACUGUCAAAAUUACAGACAUGGCUUUAUCGCGGAACCCUUUUUCCGACGACUAUUGUCGUGUUCCAAAUAGACCUCCUAUGCCCAUACGCUGGAUGGCUCCAGAAGGGGUAUUGAAUUACAGGUUCACUGUAGAGACAGAUAUAUGGUCCUUUGGUGUGGUCCUCUGGGAGAUAUUUUCUUUUGGUUCCAGGCCUCAUGAAGGAUGCUCAGAUGAAGAGGUCAUGGACCAUAUUAGAGAACAUGUGUUGUUACCAUGCCCUGCAGACUGUCCUGCCAGAAUCUUUUUUUUAAUGAAAGAAUGCUGGGAUAUAUUGCCUCCAAGUAGACCACGUUUUAGUACAAUGUAUACUCAACUAUGUGCACUCAGAUGGGACACAAAUGGACCUCGAGAACCUCUUGAAAAAUUUGAGAGAGAAUGCUUUCAUGUCGAUGUGUGAUAGGCAGUGAAAAUAACUGACGUAGAAGUGGACUAAACUUCAAAGGAAACACAAUGAAACUUGAAGUUAACUGACCCAGAUGUGGUCACAACUCCAGUGCAUGCACAACCAUCCACACAGUGUAUCAAGUGACAUAAGUGAAAUAUCUCUGUCAGAAAUAAAGAUCCAAGCCAGUAUUGCAUGCAGAUGAA